CACCUCCAUCAGUGCCGCACCGCACCGACAACUCCCCAGCAUCACGACCCCAGAAUAUAAAAAUCGCAUCGUCGACGGUCCCGAAUGCGCCACCCAUGACGACUCUGGUGACGACUCGGCGGCCGCUUCAAGUAAUUAGCAUGAGCAACGAGCACGGGCGACGAUUGAGCAAGCGUCUCGCUGCGGCGGCGACAGAUUAUGAGCAUGACGAUGAUUUCGCAUUUGUUCGAAAAUCGAAACGACCUAAGACGGAUAAGUCAGAUGAAUCAAAACCAGAACCAGAGCCAGAGCCAGAGCCAAAGGCGGAGCCGGUGAAGAAAAAUGCCAAGGGACGACCUCCGAAACAACGCGCUGCUAAGGUGCCGACAACAAAUGGAACCAUUGCGGAGGAGGCGCCUGCAGAGAACGAAAUGAACGCUACGACGAAACCUGCGACAAGGAAGAGUAGUAGACGAAAAGCGAGUGUUGACGCGUCGGAAGGGCGGCAAAUUAAUGUCCCUAAAAGACCAUCGACUAGGAGGAGCACACGAAGGUCGGGGGAUUCCCAGGAUGAAGUCGUUCCUCAAGCAGCGUCAGCGUCAGCUCCAGAACCCGAUCCCGGGCCCCAACCAGAGGUAGUACCUGAACCGGCACCAGCUCCCCGUGUCAAUGGAGCAUCCAAGAAACGGGGGACCCGUGCGAAGUCUACUCGACCGCCCCCGGACUGGGACAAGUCGCCGCAACGCGAACUGCAUGCGCAGUCGGCCACGAUCGCCCUGCCUAUGAGCGACACACCCAUUAUUAACCGGAACAAAGAGAUGCGAAAGAAAGGGGGCAAUUCCAACAGGCGGAGCAGCCUUGGUAAUCGUGGAAGAAGGGCGAGCUCUUUGAUCGAGAGUGGACAAACAGCAAUACCUCAUCGAGAGGUCAACCCCGCGGAUUUCUAUAAACACAUUGAAGCCGAAGGCUUGACAGAACCUCGACGUAUGAAGCAAUUGUUAACGUGGUGUGGCGAACGCGCGCUGUCAGGGAAGCCUCCUCAUGGCACACCGAAUUCUAACGCCAUUCUCGGUGCUCGUGCCAUUCAGGAUCAACUAUUGAAAGACUUUGCGGCCAGAUCCGAAUUCUCGGACUGGUUUAGUCGAGAGGACGAUGCCCCUAAAGCUCCUGCUGUGCUGAAGCCCAAUCCUAGAAACAUGGAGUUGGACGAGAAAUUGGCUCAGCUUGAAAUCAACAUUAAGAGAUUACAAGAUGAGAAGAGAGCGUGGCAAGCAAUACGAAAACCUCCGCCGGAACAACCACCUCUUUUCCCCGAAGAUGAGAUCGGACCUAUUGUUCUACCCGAUUUUGAUCUUUUAGACUCAGAUGAAGGCAAAAUCAGAGGCUUCCUUGCAGAUGACAAAGCAUCAUUCGAUGCUGUUCGGUCACAGACAGAAUCAAGAUUACGCAGUAUCCAGUCAUCACUCGAGUUUCAGAUUGACGAACUUGCCGAUAAUGUUCACAAGCUCGAGCAGCGGGUUGUGGUCGCGGGCAAAGAAGCGGACAAGGUUCUCAGUGUGAGCGCCCUUCGUCUUCGACAACGUGAAGAGCGAGAGAAGGCGAGUGCGGGAACAAGGGACAUGCCGGUUAUUGAAGUUCUGAGGAGUCUAGGGAACAUUCUACCUGAAGGAGGCGGGUGAAGGUGCAAAAUCUUGGAUUUGGAACGAACGGGCUUGAUACCCUCUGUUUUUAUUCAUGACCCCCUUUCCUUCAGCCUAUGACAUUGACGACGAGACGAGACAAGACAAGACAAGAUUAUGCGCCCCCUUCU
Fusarium oxysporum Fo47 is the source of this 1789-nucleotide messenger RNA. RefSeq names its product Mis12-Mtw1 protein family-domain-containing protein. NCBI's taxonomy places the organism in Eukaryota, Fungi, Ascomycota, Sordariomycetes, Hypocreales, Nectriaceae. The record is from RefSeq and is a predicted model, not a curated record. The coding region runs from base 96 to 1658 and encodes 520 amino acids. Gene Ontology annotation, cellular component: MIS12/MIND type complex. Gene Ontology annotation, biological process: cell division; mitotic sister chromatid segregation. The transcript is spliced from 4 exons.